CACGGAGCAGAGGGAGGAAAGAUGGCGGCGGCCCAGACCGAUAGAGAUCCACCGUCCGCUCUAUGUUCUGAAUUCCUGAAUUUCUCCGCCAAAGACACCGCGUCGCGGUGGCUGGCGGCAGCCGACCUCCAGCAGGAGGUCUACCAUCACCUCUCUGUGUACGUACCCAGAAUCUUCUGCCUCGGGCCGCGUAUGGGGGGCAGCAGCAGGGAGGAGCAGAGGGAGGAGCUGGCCACUCAGCUGCUCCUCCUCGCCCCUCUGGAGUGGCUCCUGCUGGGGGAGGAGCCAGCAGCCGGCCUGGCCCUCCUGCAGGAGAAAAACCAGCCAUCUCCGCUGUGUGGCCACGUGUUCAAGGUGGGAGAGCCCACCUACUCCUGCAGGGAAUGUGCAGCUGAUGCCACCUGUGUUCUGUGCAUGCAGUGUUUCCUGGGAAGUGUUCACAAAGAUCAUCGAUACAGAAUGACCACGUCAGGAGGUGGAGGUUUCUGUGACUGUGGAGAUGCUGAAGCCUGGAAGGAAGGUCCGUACUGUGAGAAACACACUCCUGCAGAUGGCAGCAGAGACUUAGAAGAGGAUCCUGUAGCUCAGCUGUCAUCUGACAUGGUUGCCAGGGGUUACAGCAUCUUCUCCAUCAUCCUGAAGUACGCCGUAGACAUGCUGACCUGGGAACAGGAAGACCAGCUGCCUGCAGGACUGGAGCCCCAGGGAAAAGGAGACACGUACUACUGCAUGCUGUUCAAUGAUGAAGUCCACACGUAUGAGCAGGUGAUCUACACGCUGCAGAAAGCUGUGAACUGCAGCCAGAAGGAAGCCGUCAGCUUCGCCACCACAGUCGACAGAGAUGGCAGGAAAUCGGUCCGAUACGGAGACUUUCAGUUCUGCGAACAGGCCAAGUCUGUCAUCGUGCGGAACACCAGCCGCCAGUCAAAGCCUCUCCGGGUCCAGGUGAUGCACUCAUCAGUUGUGGCUCAUCAGUGUUUCGCUCUGAAGGUUCUGAGCUGGUUGGGACAGAUCAUUCAAUACUCUGAUGGCCUGAGGAGAAUCCUGUGCCAGGUGGGCCUGCAGAAAGAUCCAGAAGGAGAGAACUCCUCGUUUGUGGACCGCCUGAUGCUCAACGACUCCAAGAUGUGGAAAGGAGCGAGGAACAUCUACCACCAGCUGCUCAUGAACAGCCUACUCAUGGACCUCAAGUACAAGAAGAUCUUUGCCAUCCAGUUCGCCAAGAACUACAGACGCCUCCAGACAGAUUUUAUGGAGGACAACCACGAGCGAGUGGUGUCAGUGACCUCACUGUCUGUCCAGCUCUUCACCGUCCCCACCAUGAGCGACUACGUGAAAGACGACCACGACCGUGAGUUCUCCAUCACUGACCUGUCAGUGCAAAUGUUCACCGUCCCGUCACUGGGCCGGAUGCUUAUGGUGGAGGAGAAUCUGAUGACCACCAUCGUCAGGACCUUUGUGGAUCACCUGCGUCACAGAGACCUUCAGGGACGCUUCCAGUUUGACCGCUACACAGCACAACAGGCCUUCAAGUUCGGACGGGUCCAGAGUCUCAUCGGAGACCUCAAGUACAUCCUCAUCAGCCCUCCUUCUGACUGGACCCAUCAGCUCAGAACCAAAUUUCUGGAAGGUUUUGAUGCUUUUUUGGAACUGCUCAAGUGUAUGCAGGGAAUGGACCCCGUGGUGAGACAGGUGGGUCAGCACAUUGAGAUGGAGCCGGAGUGGGAGGCAGCAUUCACCCUGCAGAUGAAGCUGACACACAUCAUCUCCAUGAUCCAAGAGUGGUGCUCCACCGACGAGCAGGUGCUGAUUGAAGCUUAUAAAAUGUGUCUGAGCGCGCUCAGUCACUGUCACAGUGGUCUCCCUGACGGUGAGCAGCCAAUCAGCCUGAGUCUGGCAGGUCACUGUGUGGACACAUUUAGGUACCAGGUAUCUCAAGACAAAGUGUCCAUCCAUCUGCCGGUCUGUCGCCUCCUAGCAGGCCUCCAUGUUCUCCUCAGCAGGACGGAGGUGGCGUCUCAUUUCCCUGAGCAGCUUCCACUGGGGGAACUCAGUCCCCACCUUUUGAUUGAGCUGCCCCUCCGUUGCCUGGUGCUCUGUGCCCAGGUGCAUGCUGGGAUGUGGAGGAGGAACGGAUUCUCUCUGAUCAACCAGAUCUAUUAUUACCACAACGUCAAGUGCAGAGUGGAGAUGUUCGACAAAGACAUCAUCAUGCUGCAGGCCGGGGCGUCCAUGAUGGAUCCGAACCACUUCCUGAUGAUCGUUCUGAGUCGGUUUGAACUGUUUCACGUUUUCAGCUCUUCAGACAUCAGGAAGAGAUACAGGGAGGCCAACAAGGACCUGGUUCAGCAGAACACUCUGAUUGAGGAGAUGCUUCACCUCAUCAUCAUGAUCGUCGGCGAGCGGUAUGUGGCUGGAGUCGGUCAGGUGGAGCCGUUUGAUGAGGUCAGAAGAGAAAUCAUCCAUCAGCUGUCAAUCAGACCGAUGGCUCACAGUGAGCUGGUGAAGGCUCUGCCUGAGAAUGGGAAUAAGGAGACGGGUCUGGAGAGAGUCAUCGACAGCGUUGCAUCAUUCAAGAAACCGGGUGUGACGGGUCGAGGUCUGUACGAGCUGCGUCCCGAGUGGAACAAACACUUCAACCUGUACUUCCAUCACUACAGCCGAGCAGAUCAGUCCAAGGCAGAGGAGGCUCAGAGGAAGUUGAGGAGGCAGAACGGGGAGGACACAGCCCUGCCUCCCCCCGUGCCCCCCCAGCUCUGUCCCCUGUUCGGCAGCCUGGUGAACCUGCUGCAGUGUGACGUCCUGCUGGCCGUAGAGGGCGCCGUGCUGCAGUGGGCCGUGGAGCCCGGCGGAGGGGGCUGGACCGAGUCCAUGCUGCAGAGGGUUCUCCACCUGGUGGGCAUGGCUCUGCUGGAGGAGCAGCAGCAGCUGGAGAGCAGCAGCAGAGAUGAUGAUAUCACCUUCAACUACACCUGCAAGAUCACACGUCCAGGUGAAGCUCCCAGUACUUCAGGAAGUGUCCUGGCUUUGUUGGAGAGUCUGCAGAACGCUCCUCACCUGGAAGUUCAUAAAGAUAUGAUUACAUGGAUCCUCAAGAUGGUGGGAAACAUCAAAACCAUAAGAGAACGAACGUCUUUGACCUCCACCGUCACCAUCAACCAGGGACAAGGACCAGAGGAGACGGUGAGAGACAAAGACAAGGCGGAGAGGAAGAGGAAGGCGGAGAUGGCUCGGCUCCGCAGGGAGAAGAUCAUGGCUCAGAUGUCCGAGAUGCAGAAACAUUUCAUCAACGAGAACAAAGAGCUGUUCCAGCAAAGUAUGGAGGAGCUGGAGGCCUCGACGUCUGCUGCCGAGCACAGUCCUUCUAGUUCUGAGCUCACCUGUACCUCUCAGGUGUGUGUUGGUCCCAGGAGGGUGGGUGGAGCUGAGCGCCGUCAGCUGGUGACCUGCAUCCUGUGUCAGGAGGAACAGGAGGUCAGAUGUCAAGGCAGAGCCAUGGUGUUGGCUGCGUUUGUCCAGAGGUCCACUGUUUUGUCCAAAAAUCGCCACCGCAGCCUACCUGCCCCAGAACGUCAUGACCCUCUGUUCAUGCACCCUGACCUCUCCCUGGGGAUCCACACAGCCAGCUGUGGACACAUCAUGCACGCCACCUGCUGGCAGAGGUACUUUGAAGCCGUCCAGCUGAAAGAGCAGAGACGUCAGCAGCGCCUGAGAGGACACACCAGCUAUGACGUAGAGAACGGGGAGUUCCUCUGUCCUCUGUGCGAGUGUCUGAGCAACACCGUGAUUCCUCUGCUGCCACACACACACACCCCUGACCACAGUGCUGACCAUCCCAGUCUGGAAGCAUGGCUAAAGACGACCAGACAGCAGAUAGAAGCAGUGAACUCCGCCCACAGGAAGCCGUCUGAGGGUGCAUCAGAGGGGGCGGAGCCUGAAGGGUUCAGAGCCACUUUAUCUCCACAGAUGCUGUUCUCAAGCAGUGUCAGUGAGAUGGUCACCACCUUCAGCAUGUCCGCCUACAAGGUGGGGCUGAAAGUGAACCCCAACGAGCAGGACCAGAGGGUCCCGGUGCUGAGCUGGUCCACCUGCGCCUACACCAUCCAGAGUAUAGAGCGCCUCCUGAUGGACGAGGGGAAGCCGUUGUUUGGAAGUUUACCUUGCAGACAGGAUGACUGUCUGAGCUCUCUGACCAGGUUCAGUUCGGCUUGUUGGACUUCAGCUCCACUGAAAACUGUUCACACUCACUUCAUCAGACUGUUCUCAGCUUUGCUUCCAGACUCUCAGGUAGAAGACACUCCGUGCAUCCUUGACAUCGACAUGUUUCACCUGCUGGUGUACAGCGUGUUGUCCUACAGUGCACUUCACAGUCCGGACCAAUCAGGACACAGCUUUGUGGAUUCAGGCCAUCUCCACCUUCUUCACCUGAUCACUGUGGCUCACCUGGUUCAGAUCCUGCUCACCUCCAUUACAGAGGAAGUAUGUAUGGAUCAGGACAGUGGUGGGUCAGAGGAGGAGGAGCUUACCUGUCAGCUUUACAGUACUCUGAGGAAACACCUGGGCAGUGUGCUACCUGAGGUGUCCUCUGGGUGGCAGCUCUGGAGCUGCGUUAAACUUGGUAUCCUGCCGUUUCUUCGGGCUGCUGCUCUCUUCUUCCACUACCUGAACUCUUCAGUGCCCCCUGCUGACCUGAUGGUUGCAGGUCCUGGUCAGUGGGAGGCGCUGUGCAGCUACCUCAGUCUGCCCUCCAACCUACUGCUGCUUCACCAGAGCCAACACACACUGCUGGAGCCACUCAUACACAGGUGGUGCUGUCAUCCAGGUGUGAGACGGACUUUGCAGGGGGGCGGAGUCUUGGUCAGAUUCCCCAGAGAGUCCAACAGACUGAUUGAUCUGCCAGAAGAUUACAGCAUCCUGAUCAAUCAGGCAUCCAGCUUUACGUGUCCGCGUUCAGGCGGGGAUAAGUCUCGCGCUCCAACGCUCUGCCUGGUCUGCGGCUCCAUGCUGUGCUCUCAGAGCUACUGCUGUCAGACGGACGUGGACGGAGAGGACGUCGGGGCCUGCACCGCCCACACCUUCACCUGCGGAGCAGGUGUCGGCCUCUUCCUCAGGGUCAGAGAGAGUCAGGUGUUGUUUGUUGCAGGUAAAACAAAGGGCUGCUUCUAUCCUCCACCCUACCUGGAUGACUAUGGAGAGACCGACCAAGGCCUCAAGCGGGGCAAUCCCCUCCACCUGUGCACGGAGCGUUAUGAGAAGAUCGAGCGUCUGUGGCGACAGCACGGCAUCGCCGAGGUCAUUGGUCACGCUCAGGAGGCCAAUCAGACGCUGGUCGCCAUAGACUGGCAGCACCUCUGAUGGACCCGUCGUAGAUGCCCAAAGAGGUUGCUGCUGAUUGGCUCUCUGAUCACACUUCAUUCAUCCCGCCCCCGUUUUCUUUUGUUUUUUUUUAACCCUUCACUGAACCGAUCAGCUUUCAGGGAUUAUUAUUUUCUAACCGUAUUUGGAUUCUGACCUUUGACCCCUGACCCUCAGCAUGUCUUAGUCCACCAAUCAGAGGCAACAUCAAUGACGUCAUCAGUUUACGAACAGGAAGCUGAAGCUUUUGAACUGAACGGCUCUGAGUGAUGCCCCGCCCACCCAGCGGAAUCCUCCUUUCUGAUUGGCUGAGAGAUGCAGAUAUAUCAGUUACUGCAGUUGUUCUCAGGUGAAUCCUUCACCAAAAAACAGCCAAUGACAGGGCUUCGUUUUGCAGCUAGGUAACAGUCCAACAGGCUGGGUUCCCAUGGCAACAGAUGUGUUUGAUGAUGCGAUUACUUUGCAGGAUUACCAGUUCCAACAUGAUGCCACUUCAUUUGGAAAAUAAUUGGAAAUAUGUCUCAUUUAAGCUGAAACAGCUCUUAGAUCAAUACAUUUUUACAGUCAGCUGAUUAAUCAAUUUGAUUGAUGGGGCAAAUGUUUACUAAUUCCUGUGUCUCCAUGGCAACAGUGAAAUGCAAAGGACUGGAUUAGAUCUUACUGAUCAGUAAAAGAACUGACUGAUUUAAGAGGUGGAGCUUUAGCAGAGUACUGGUCAUUACAACAUAUCUGAGCUGCUUAUCGAUUAGAAACAGCUGAUGAGUUUUACUUUAGUUUUUUAGUGUUUCAUUUAAAGAGGUCAUUGGUGGCGUGCUGUGUGAUGUCACAUCCUGUUUGAGUGUUUUGAGUUUGAAACAAACGACAGAUCUUUGAACGAGUGACAAUGUGAUCCAUGGUUUUCAGUCCACUUUCAUUUGUAUUAACGAGGGUCAGCGGAUCGUCCGGACAGCGACGCCUCAUCAUCACGUCGUUCAUCACAUGACUGUUAAUAUGUGAAUUCUUGUAAAAAUGGCUAAAUGUACAAUAUUGUAUAAGAACAACCAAUAAAAAUGGACUUUAAAGA
Melanotaenia boesemani (Boeseman's rainbowfish) is the source of this 6418-nucleotide messenger RNA. It is a transcript of the gene ubr2, whose product is annotated as ubiquitin protein ligase E3 component n-recognin 2. The coding region runs from base 22 to 5355 and encodes 1777 amino acids. Gene Ontology annotation, cellular component: ubiquitin ligase complex; cytoplasm. Gene Ontology annotation, biological process: ubiquitin-dependent protein catabolic process via the N-end rule pathway. Lineage: Eukaryota; Metazoa; Chordata; Actinopteri; Atheriniformes; Melanotaeniidae. Gene Ontology annotation, molecular function: zinc ion binding; ubiquitin protein ligase activity. The record is from RefSeq and is a predicted model, not a curated record. The transcript has 46 exons.